CCGCGGCCGGGACGCGCCCAGGGACCAUGCCGGGCAACGGCAGCGCGCUGCCCAACGCCUCGCAGCCCGGGCCCGGCGGAGACGGCGCGCGGCCGCAGCCCUCGUGGCUGGCAUCCGCGCUGGCCUGCGUCCUCAUCUUCACCAUCGUGGUGGACGUCCUGGGCAACCUGCUGGUCAUCCUGUCGGUGUAUCGGAACAAGAAGCUCAGGAACGCAGGAAACAUCUUUGUGGUGAGCUUAGCGGUGGCAGACCUGGUGGUGGCUGUUUAUCCGUACCCGUUGGUGCUGACAUCGAUAUUUAACAACGGGUGGAACCUGGGGUAUCUGCACUGCCAAAUCAGUGGGUUCCUGAUGGGCCUGAGUGUCAUCGGCUCGAUAUUCAACAUCACCGGCAUUGCCAUCAACCGCUACUGCUACAUCUGCCACAGUCUCAAGUACGAUAAACUGUACAGCAGCAAGAACUCCUUCUGCUACGUGCUCCUCAUAUGGCUCCUGACGCUGGUGGCUGUCCUGCCCAACCUCCGUGCCGGGACUCUCCAGUACGACCCGAGGAUCUACUCGUGCACCUUCGCACAGUCCGUCAGCUCUGCCUACACCAUCGCCGUGGUGGUUUUCCACUUCCUCGUCCCCAUGAUCAUUGUCAUCUUUUGUUACCUGAGAAUAUGGAUCCUGGUUCUCCAGGUCAGACAGAGGGUGAAACCUGACCGCAAACCCAGGCUGAAACCACAGGACUUCAGGAAUUUUGUCACCAUGUUUGUGGUUUUUGUCCUUUUUGCCAUUUGCUGGGCCCCUCUGAACUUCAUUGGCCUGGCCGUGGCCUCUGACCCCGCCAGCAUGGUGCCUAGGAUCCCAGAGUGGCUGUUUGUGGCGAGUUACUACAUGGCCUAUUUCAACAGCUGCCUCAAUGCCAUUAUAUAUGGGCUACUGAACCAAAAUUUCAGGAAGGAGUACAGAAGAAUUAUAGUCUCGCUCUGUACAGCCAGGAUGCUCUUUGUGGAUAGCUCUAACGACGUGGCCGAUAGGGUUAAAUGCAAGCCGUCUCCACUGACGACCAAAAAUAAUCUAGUAAAGGUGGACUCCGUUUAAACGGCACCACAUUCCCCGCCAGAUGCACACGCUACUCAAGGCCUCGCUCCUUUCCUGUUGCUUUCCUGUUGACAGAUGUCUAGAAAAGCCGGGUGGUGGAGGAACCUUCCAGCUUUACCCAGUUGCUGCCAUAGUUUCUGAACUAAUGUACUGUCAGCUUUGUAAACACCUCCAAUUCUACCAGUCAAGAGAAGUACAGAAUGUAUAGAGAGUUACAUGUUAACUGAGGAAUGUGGUUCAGGGCUGGGGUGAGAGUGAGCUGCUGACUGCAUUCAGGGGAAGGAGUGUGCAAACUUUUAUUGUCAAU
Chlorocebus sabaeus (green monkey) is the source of this 1392-nucleotide messenger RNA. It is a transcript of the gene MTNR1A, whose product is annotated as melatonin receptor 1A. Gene Ontology annotation, cellular component: plasma membrane. Lineage: Eukaryota; Metazoa; Chordata; Mammalia; Primates; Cercopithecidae. Gene Ontology annotation, molecular function: melatonin receptor activity. Gene Ontology annotation, biological process: G protein-coupled receptor signaling pathway. The record is from RefSeq and is a predicted model, not a curated record.